AUGCCUCAGACACCACACAGCACCGGAGGCUACAACAAAAACCUCUAUCAGGCCAAGGAUGAAGUCUACUCUGGACUCUACUACCAUGACAAUAACCUGGUGUCCGGAUCCUUGGAGGCCCUUAUUCGACACCUACUCCCCACAGUCGACUAUUAUCCUGAUAGAACAUACAUCUUCACAUUCCUGUUGAGCUCGCGCCUCUUCAUCCACCCGUACGAGCUCAUGUCCAAAGUGUGCCACCUGUGCGUGGAACAGCAACGACUCGGCGAUCACCAAGCAGAUAAGACACGACUGAGGAAGAUUGCACCAAAGAUUCUUCAACUGUUGACAGAGUGGGCGGAAACCUUUCCGUAUGACUUCCGGGACGAGCGGAUGAUGCGCAGCCUGAAGGAGCUAACGCAUCGGCUUUCCACAGGAGACGAGAUUUACAGGAAGGCUGUGAGCCAGCUGAGCCAGGGUUUAAUCCGGAGGUUGACUGUACUCAGCCAGUACGAAGAGGCUCUGGUCAAGAUCAAUACCACGGUAGCCGAGCGCCUCACUGUCCUCAAGGCCAAACCCCAGGCCGCUCUCCAGAGGGACAUCUUGUCCAUUUGUAACGACCCUUUCACCGUGGCCCAGCAGUUGACUCACAUAGAACUGGAGAGACUCAGCUACAUCGGGCCUGAGGAGUUUGUCCAGGCAUUUGUCCAGAAAGAUCUGGUUGACAACGACAAGAGUCGUUUCAUUGAGCACAAGAAGGUCACCAACCUGGAGGCCUAUGUGGAUUGGUUCAACAGGCUCAGCUACCUGGUGGCUACAGAGAUCUGCACGCCUAUAAAGAAGAAGCAGCGUGCGCGGGUGAUGGAUUUCUUUAUUGACGUGGCGCGCGAAUGCUUCAACAUUGGCAACUUCAACUCACUUAUGGCCAUUAUCUCUGGGAUGAACAUGAGUGCCGUGUCCCGCCUGAAGAAAACUUGGAGCAAAGUCAAGACGGCCAAGUUUGACAUCCUUGAGCACCAGAUGGAUCCGUCCGGAAACUUCUACAACUACAGGACUGCGCUUCGCGGCGCCACCCAGCGGUCCGUAACUGCUAACAGCAGCAGAGAGAAAAUUGUCAUCCCAUUCUUCAGCCUGCUCAUCAAAGACAUCUAUUUCUUGAAUGAAAGCUGCGCCACGCGGCUGCACAACGGGCACAUCAACUUUCAGAAAUUGUGGGAGUUGGCCAAACAAGUCAGCGAGUUCAUGAGCUGGAAGAAGGUCGAGUGUCCCUUUGACAAGGACCGCAAGAUUCUGCACUAUCUGCUCACGGCACCCGUCUACACUGAAGAUGCUUUGUAUCUGGCGUCGUACGAGAGCGAAGGUCCGGACAACAACAUGGAAAAAGACAGAUGGAAGUCUCUCAGAUCCACGCUGCUAAAUCGAGCAUAA
This is a messenger RNA of Nerophis lumbriciformis (worm pipefish), 1407 nucleotides long. The record is from RefSeq and is a predicted model, not a curated record. Lineage: Eukaryota; Metazoa; Chordata; Actinopteri; Syngnathiformes; Syngnathidae.